Messenger RNA from Pocillopora meandrina, 14477 nucleotides. The record is from the annotation of a GenBank genome assembly. Lineage: Eukaryota; Metazoa; Cnidaria; Anthozoa; Scleractinia; Pocilloporidae.
CUAGAGCAUAGGGCAAGUCAUUUCAAGAAUCUGCACGCAUCUCGACCACAAACAAAGCGCUAAUAGUAAUCUUGCUCGCCGCUGAAAAAAAAAAAAGAAUUGUAGAGAGCAAGAACGAACACUUCUUCAUGAUUCUUCGAGCGCUGAUGAUUGAAAUCGAACACUGAUAUCCGGAAGUCAAGCUUGUCCUAGCGAAGGAGAUUGUUUAAGAUACAGUGGGAAAAUCUCAGACCUUUCUUUGGUGAGUAGUUACGAAAAUUCAAGAAAUCUUUAAGACUUAUGUACAGAAAGAUAUUGUUUUACUAAUGAAAGUCGUGUAGAAUUUACAAUUCUCACCGUAGAGCCAUCGGCGUUACAGUGAAGAGAGACGAACGUUCAAUUAAUUCAAACAUACAUUGGUUAAGUUCCCUUGGCAUCCAUUUCCAAAGCUCAAUGAUGCCACGCAUUUGAAAUAAUCAUGCCCUUUUCUUGCCCCUGUGGUUUUGUAACUCGUUACUAUAGUUUAAGAUAAUAAAGCAUCGGGGACACCAAAUUUGACCCGAAAAAGGAAAGCCUCCUGAGAUACAGUUGGUUGACGCACUCUUGCCACUUCAAUUUGGAAGUAUUCAAGGUAAAUUCCACCUUUGUGAGUUUAUCGGCGCCAAGUUUUCCUACUAUGAGUUUUACAUCACUGGCUAACUCAUCGGCGUCAUCAGUGUGUGUAAUCAUCAUGUCAUGGUAACGCCUUAAAUGAAGUAAUAAGUAAUUUACACAAUUGGCCGAGUUACUAUUUUAUAUCUUGGUGGACAGCCAAAGCAAUUUUCAAAUCAAGCUUUACUUUCAAACAGGUCAGAGUUCCCAAAGCUGUCCAUCUGGUACUUGUUAAGUUCAAAACCAAAUAUCACCAUAAUUCACUUGUUUAGAGGGGUUUUGUAUACAGCUGACCGUUCAAACGCGUUUCCUUUGCUAUUUCCGUCUUCUCUUAGGUUUCAUAAUAUUGUUUUUAAUGUUAAAGAAUAGCCCACUAACGCAGCUGAGACCUUACGUCAAAAGAGAAAUUAUCAGUGAUGGAUUACUUGAUGCUGUUUUUUUCAUCCUGUUUGUAAAGACCCUUUUCAGUACCCCGCAAAGUUCUCCUUAAAAAAAAAUUGUUUAUCGGAUUAUUACGUUGUAUAUGUUAAAAGGACUGACAAACGCUUUAGAAUUAUUCACUGGGUCACUAUAAGGCCACUCAGGGCAGUUUUCUUCCAGGACUUCGUGUAAGAAACUCUUACAGCUGUACAUGCUAGUGCGAUUAAAAACCUCGAUCAAGGCAUCUUAAGAUUUUUUACGUAGAAUGAACGGCGUGAUGGAAGUCCAAGGGUUCUAAGUAUCUCUAGAGCUUAUGAAGGGAAACUUUGUGGCCGUAAGCUGCUACAUACUGUAAAGUCAUCAGCUGAAAUGAAAUACAGUUCUGUCAUUAUUACUACAGUUUCACUUUAAGCCUGUGUAAUAAAGCUUAACAAAUGUAAUACAAUUGCCUAUGUAUCGGGAGGCUUUUAACAAAUCCAUAUAUUUUUGUGAAAGCAGCCAUUUUUUUCACGUGCUAUCUGAUUCAAAGCAUAUCAGUGUUGAUAGAAAUGUUAUUCGUUGUGGUGGUUUGCAAGCGAGGUUUAUUCAAGACAUGAAAAGUUUUGCACGUGCAAAGAGACAAAACGUGAUCUUCACGAGGGGAUGUGGGGAAAAAGAUUCAGUCAAAAUCAUUUUAAUAAGCUUAGAAGCCUUGAUCAGAUGAUCAUGAUUUCUGCCUAAGCCUACUGACCAAGCCUCUGGGAUACUAAGUGGAUUUUAUUUUAAUCUUUUCUUUCCCUCUUGAUCGUUUUGAUAAGGUCAAGCGUUUUUCAUCAUCAUAACUGAUUGACGUUCGGCAUAUAAUUUGUCUUCACAGCUGAACCUUGACACAGUGCGCUAGAUCUCUAGAUCUCUGUAUUUUUAGCUCUCUGAGUCUCAUAUUCAAUCAUUUCAAUGCUUCGGAAAGUAUUUAGUUUCAAAUUGAAGGGACAACCUGACACUCACAUGCGAAUCUUGAGUCAAUGCACGUGUCGCCUGAAUGAAUGCAGUGUGCAGUGUGUCUUUCGAAGCUUUCCUUGUAUGUAACAUAUAAGCAUGUUUAUUUAAUCUUCGAUCAGCUAACUUCAAACCACAUCUGGGAUUUUUAUAUUUUACAUAUAACAUUCCUGAAAUAUUGAAUCUAUUUCGAGUACAUUUCUUCUUGGCUACGAAAUGACUUGAUUCACUCACCCCUCACUGAGAGUGAAUUCCCUUAAAUUGUUCGUACCCAGACCCCAGUUAUAUUUUUCGGCGAAAUCCGUUGUGAUAGCAUCAACUUUUUUUUUCAGAUUUUUUUUUUUGACUCUUGUAACGGACUCUUCCGAAAGCGGGUACUGGUCGUAGUCUAAAUUGAAUGUUGAAUUCGCACAAUUUUCAAUCUCCAUUGAGAUUCUUGCGAACUCUUUUGGCAAAGAAACAGACGUUGGUAGUCGGACCUGACCUGUAACCUGAAUUAGUGCUAAGUUCUGGAAUCGAGAAACAGGGGGAAGAGAAACAUUAUUUUAAGUUUUAAGUUUCAUACAAUUUAUAUCUUCUUCUCCUCUCCCCAUCCCAGAGAUUAGCCCCUCGAUUCGUUCUAUUUUAUCUCAGACCUGUUAGCAAGGGUUGAUUUUCGCGAUAUAAUUUGUUUUGCCACUGAAUGCCGCUUGUAAACCAGGAACUUCUGCUUAAUGCUACGUACGUCUCAUGCAAAAAGGAUGGAGCAAAAGUAAGUCCCCACGAAUACUAAACAGACACAGCUUUUUUAUAAAUGCAUGGUACGAGGACUCAAUAAGUAUCACAAACUUAAAGAUAUUUCUCCGAGUGAAGAGCCACUAAUUAACUGAUUGUCAAGUAAACAUUAUCGCCGCGUGGGCCUUUUCAAACGUUUUCGUAAUUUUAAAAGUUUCAAUUCUGUGCUCACAAAACACAUGCGCCAUUAAGUGGCUCACUUUCGUAUGCGCUUCUCUGAUUGGUUGAGUCCACGUGGUGUUAUUGUAUUCCGCGUCUGUUUGGACACGGAUCGUGACCUUCCUUAUCUCACACAAUGAAUAACUCUCACUGCAGUGUCAAUUACAUGUCACGGUCCGCUUAAGCGGGAGCGUCAAUCCAAUUUCUAACCAGAACAUUUUUCUUGUAUUUCACCAUAAAGCAGAUAAAGUUCCCUUACAAUUUUUUUCAUACCCGCAGUUUCAGGUAUAUUAAGGAUUGCGAAGCUCAGAGAGGGUAAAAGACAAUAGAUGUCUCAAGAGGCAGAUGUGCUUAUUGUUAGCAAGUCGCUUUUGGCAGCUGCGUCGCCCGCGUGUUGUGGAAUUUGCAUACCGUACGGUGACUGUAUGUCGCACAUUUUAUAUCCACAAUGUACUUUAAAUAGUCGGUUUUGAAAAAUAAAGGUGUCUCAGAACUUCUGACGGGAUGAAACAAGAUUUUUGUGCCCCUGCGUGACGGCGAAAAUAGUUUUAAGCAUGAGUCAUCUUGCAACAAACAAUAGUCGAAAUUUAAGAACAAUACAUCUGACUCUCGCGCGUUUGUUGACGGACUGUCACAAAUCUGUCAAUUGUUUGAAGGGCAAGUCGAGGCGAGUUCAGUCACAAGUGUGUUAUCUGUUUGUACCACGCGGUCUUCAAAACACGUAUCGAUUUCAAUUCAUCCGAAAUGCAUAUUCGCCUCUGUCGUCAGCCAGCGUGGGAACAAAAUACCUUCACAGAAAGAGUUAAAGAGCUUUGCGUCAAGGUAGGAAAACAAUCCUGUUUUUGAACGGAUAUAUUUUGUCAAACGAAGGAGAUGAGACAGAUUUUCGGUAAUUGAAAAUUUCUGCUUUUGUUCGAAGACAGUAAAUUGCUUGAGGCUGUCACGUCGAACCGAGAAGGAGGAGUGUGUGCUGUUUUCCAGAGCUUUUCUUCACACACUAUGAAAAUGUUGUUCGUUGGGGAUUUUUUUUAAGCAUUACAAAGGAAUGUUAUUGACAUAGAAGUGCUAUGCCACUCAGUCAAAUGCUUGUUUAGAGUGAAGGCAUCGAACUAGAGAGAGCUCUGUUCGGACCACACACCGAAACCUGUGAAGGAGGAAAAAAAUGGUAAACACGUCGGAAGGUUUUUUUUUGUGGAACCACUCUGAAUUACUACAACGGAAAUUGGGUCAAUAAUUUCCUAAUCUACGCAACGUAAAAAUCAGAUGAACAUAUUAAACCAUAGUGCGUUUAGUCCUUGUAAUUGAAAUCAAAACCUGUUUCAAUCUAAUCGAAUUCAGGGUUGUGUUAUAUAUUCUAGAAAGUUUUUAAAUUCCUCACAGUAAUGUGCGUAGAGGAGAACUAUUGUUGUUUAUUUUCAUAACUGAGGUCGGCUUAACAACAUCCGUAGCUCGGCAGACUAAACGGUGUUCCACAUGUGUAUUUUUGUGAUUCCAUUUUAGAAUGACAGUCACAUCGCCUGUGUUAAUUCCUUUUUGAUCUGAUUUAUAGCUUUUUAAGCUUUACUUUAUCGUAUGCUUGAACUUCAGCUUCAUGUGUGACGCAUUUUUAAAAAAAUGCACUCUUGUGAUAUUUUUCAGUUGCCCGAAAUUUACAUUUUUACUUGCGGGUGGGCUGUGUUGUCAAUAUCUGCCAGGCUGGAAGGCAACUCGAGAGGAUGUCUGUAACUUGUUUGAAAAUGAAAGUUGCUUCUUAACUACAAUGUAAUAUCACUUGUAAUCGAGUUUCUUCUCUAAUUGAAAUAGUAGGGUGAUUUCAUCCUUAUUUAUAGAUUACAAAACAUUUAUCAACACUGAUUUUAAUUCGAGGGAAAGGAAGGGAAUUUUUUAAACGGGUCAAGUGCUUUAAAUAUAAUUUUUAUUUCGCCAUUACCGCGAUUGCCUUUGCUUAACUAAAACCAGAUGAUUUGGUUCUAGGGUUUAAAGUUUUAACAUUCGAUUUUUCCAUAGCCAGUGGUAGAUUGUUUUCGAUUUCAAAUGUUUUCAACAAGAUUUAUCUAAACAGCCUUUGAAUAAACAGGCUCUAGCUUGUCGAAACAGAGUUCUUGAGCUCUAAGAAUACGGAGAAAACCGUUUCUAAUCUAUGAAUGUCUAGAAAGCAACGUGUAUCUGGCGGCCUAUUUAUAGACAGAAAGGUACAAUAACCUUGAGUGUUUCCUAAUAUCAAGAUUGGAAUUAAUGGUAUUUUUAUCUUUGUGAAUUAAUUUGCGUAAGGAAACAUGCGAAAUUUUCACAAGUUUCUCGGUGGCUCUUCAUCAAAAUAUAGUCUGUGCUUCAUGCUCAGGGCCAUUUUUAUCUGUUACUUGAAGAAUCAGUGGCGACUUUCAGAUCAGGGAAGAGAUCUGUGUCCUGUUAAGGAAAUUAAAUGCUUCGUUGCACUCGAGGAUAUCGGCAGAAACUCGGCCCUUACAAGUAGUAAAGAGGAAAACAUCGAUUUAUUACGUAGUAAGAAUGGUUUUCAAAUGAAAGAUAGUAAGGAAAGCGUGUGUGGAACCUGUCGGAACUAUUCUGCUAUCAACAAGCGUGUGUACCUCUUAAUUUCUCCCUCAAGGAAGGGAGAAGUUUUUCGUAAUAUUACUUUUUUUUUGUAACAUUUGUCACAAUUCCAAAAUCCAGGAUCUCGUCACUCACAAGCUCUCAGGGACCUAUAAGGACCUUAGCAAUCAACUUUUUAAUCUAACGAGACUUCGUCUUUUAUUUCGUCUGACCUAUUUCCGGAAUGUCUAGUGCAAGCUCGGAAGAAAAAAAUCUCUCUUACCAUUCCGAGAUUUUUGCAAAAGCAUUCAGGCACAAUGCAACUCAUAGUAACUGAGAGCAUUCUUUAUGACAUCCAUCUUGGUCGAAUAUGUUUCGUCUUCACUGGCGACCGGUCUAAAGGUCCAAUCUCUCUGAAUUAAUUGCUCCAAUUAGUUAGUCCGUUGUUACCUGUGAAAAAGAAAUACUUGUUCUCUUGAGUAUGCACUUCAAACGCUGCAUAAGUGAAAGUACAGCUUAGUAACAGAAUAUCGUGGACGACCGCGGCUGGUUUUCAGGACGAGGAUUCAAUUUUUCAGUUGCACAUUAUUAGCAACCUCACCUAAUUCUGCUGAAUUGUUUGCUUUUUUUACUGUGGCAUCUCUUUUCGGUUUUAUUUGUUGCUAGGAAUGUUUCAAUCGGUCCCUUGUUUACAACAUCGUGGAACUCGGUACUUGAAGCUGAAGGUCAAAAUUAAUUGAUAAAUCAAAUUAAUGUCAAAAUGACUCGGUCGUGAGAAAAAAGUUCAGAGGAGUUGAGUAGAUUUGACGGCUGCAGCUGUUUGACUAUGUUGAGAAUGAUUGCAAUUUAGAAUUAGUUUUCACGGAAAUUCUGGUGGUUCGCUCCCCAAACAGAAACACACUUUAUUUUUGUUCUGUAAAAAUGGUCGUCGGCUAAAAUAGGAAACACUCAGAGGAAAAGGCAUCGAAUAUAAAUGAGCGAUUCAUUAUUUGAGCAUUCAGACGCGACAUUUUUCUUCUGUUCAAAGUCUUUCAACGCUGAAGUUGCAGAGCCGGUCGAGAGUGAUUUAGCGCGAAGAUCACUUGAUGAGAAGAAAGUGACUGCGGUAGUCGUUUAUAGUGUGGUUCGAUUUGCGAAACGAUGAUAUGUGAUUAAAAUUAGCUGCUUUAGUGAGUGUGCCAUUGUUGAAUGGAGUAUAGAAGUGUGGAUCAUCUCGUUAUAAAUAUAGUAAGGAAGAUGUUGUUACUGUGGCAACAGAACUUGAUCAGCAGAUUUAGGAUUGUUCCCGCCAAAGGGCGGUUAUUUCACCCCACUCGGCGCCCUUCAUAAAGGGAAAACUUGUGUUCUUACAUCAGACAUUCAAUAUGAGAAAGUUCGUUGGCGAAAAUGGUUUUGGCGCCUUUAGUUAAACAAAUAUGUACAGACGGAUUUUACACUCGACUGUGAAAACAAUGUCGUUAUCUUUAUUGGCGCGCUCAAGAGUUUUAUUCCCCAGGCAAAGCGCGGAGAGACGUGUCAGCCGCCAUCAAAUCCUCAAGUUCCAAUUGUUUUUUUUCAACCCGGUAGCCCAAUUGCAAGCUCGUAAAUUUGGCUUGGCCUAUAAUCUAGACGAAAAUAACCUGAACGGUGACCUUUUGGUUAAAAUGGGCGUGGAAAUUUUUGUAAUAGAUGCAAAUUUUGACGAUAUGCGGACAGCUAUUGAACUUGUUAAAAAGAUUGGCCCGAUGCUUAUUAUUUCAAAUUCUUAAAGAUAAUAUUUAUGUAAGGCCAACGUCAACUUCAUGGGGCGAGAUUCAGGAGAAUGAAUUUCACCAACAGAAGGUAAAAUCAACAUUGCUUUAAAAGGCUGUUCUUAACUUUGUGUUGAAUGCGACCACCAGCGGUAGGUCUUACAUAGAGGCCUUACAUCAGUUCACAACAGGUUAAAACUGACCAGUUUGGUACAUAACUUUAUUAUGAACAGAGCGGUUGGGCCAUUACGCUUAAAUAGCGCGCCAGCGGAACUCAAAAACGUUUGGUACAUGUAAGAUAUCUCAUACCUCCAGAUCACCUAUUGUUGUUGGUAGCAGACUGUUUGUUGCGCAGUUAGGUGAGUAGAUGUAGAAAUAGCGUUUGUAUUGUUGCGGGUAGACGAUUUUAACCGUUUUAUCAAAGGUGUAUCAGUUCCUACAAUUCUGUGAUUUGUGUGGAAGUCGAAUCAGCCACAUUUACUGCGGUUCAGUUCUAAAGAACUCAGUAUUUCUACGGUAGUUUCUUUAGGAGAAUAAUUUUGUGCACGUGGCAAAUGCACAAUAUUAUGUUCAUUUGGCGGACGUGAGCUUCAGCCGGCAACUGUUCGUUUGAUUUGAAUUGUUUCGUCUACUAAUGUUAACCAAAUGUUUCGAACGUCCUUCGUCUUCGUUCACUGUGUGCGCUGGCUGCCAUCCAAUCGAGAGCGUGAAUUAAUGUUACUGUGACAAAAUUUAGGAGGACAAACCUAAUUUCAAACUUAACGACGGAAAUGAAAAUUAUUCCAGAUACUCAAAUUUUUUUUCAUGAUUCUGUUAUGCUUGUUAGAAAAGGCUCAAAGUCGAAUUUUAAAAAAUUGAUAAUUGAUAAUUUCUCAAAGUAGAGGGUCCAUGGUGUUCCUGUUUUAGUUUUCAGAUGUUUUAAUUCUGUCGUGUAGUCGUUCUAUGAAAUGACGAUAUCUUCAAGUUUUGUCAGCGGCUUGCAUCAGGAAAUGUAGAUGUGUACAGUAAAGGGGGCCAUAUUGGUCCAUAUCACGUUCUUCGGCAACAGUGAAGUAAAAGUACUUAAGACAGAUUUUCUCAUCAUUAGUUGUGCAGUUUGUUGAGAUUUUGAGAGAGUCUGAAAUUAGUUUUAUCCACAAUGACUGCGUCUUAGGGCUAAGCAAAUGUUUCCUAAGCAGAUUUGUGUAUUAUGGAAAGCUGAAAAGGGCUUCCUUCCAUAGGGUUUCUGUGCCGUUUUGGAGGCCGCGCCCUGAAACUUCUUAUUACUCACGUAAGGGAUCACAAUUUCUCGCUUUGGAAUAUUAACCAACAGUAUAUUUAAAGUACUAUUUGCUUUAUAUUUGUUUGAAUUUAUUAUGGCCAAUUGGUGUAUCGUUGCAGAGGUACAAGAAGAUGAGGAAAAUAUCGUUCUGUUCGUACGCUAAGUUCGUUGUUUAAAAGCUAUGUUGGUAGUUUAUUCACCUGUGUGUCUGUGCAACAGAGUAAUGUACAAACCGGAAUAUUGGCGCACAUUAACAUCACUUUUAUAAGGUUGAAGGAAUACGUGUGUGAUAAGCAUUUGUAAUAAAGACUGGGGAAAGUUGUAGAAUGCGGUCCCACGUGAUUCGCGGCUUUUAUAAACAUCCGGACCAGUAUUUUCACGAGCGAACUACUUAAGACAAAAAGGAAUUCAGAUUUUGAGCCGAAAAGAAAGUGAGCUUUGCUGUGAAUAUCAAUUUUUCGUAGCUCAAAGGAUUGCUAUAUUGAUGAGUUCAAGGGGUUUUUGAACCAGCGCCAAGCUUUUGGAAACGUGCUCGUGAAAGUUUAUCGACUGGUGCCUAAUAGAAUCUUUUUUACCCCGAGCUAAGCCCUUCUUGUCACGACACAGUUGAUAGAAGUCUUUUUCAGGGUUAUUUUUCUGGUGACCAUAUUCUUCAACAAAGAUCUUUUAUUUGAUAAAUUUCCUUAGACGCUGAAGAUAAAGAAAAGAUUGAUCCAAAAGCCUGUUAAAUGCGACACCUGGAACACAACGCAACGCAUGUUCAGCGGCAAACCUGCCAAUCAACGUCGUGCUCUUGUGGUUUUCCCACGGUAUUUUCCCGCGCAUAGUGCUACUGAUCUAACGGGUUUAUCUACGGGUCCUGUGCUUUUUUCAAAGUGCUAAUUAAGAUUAUCUGAAUAGGAAGUCCUGUAACUCUUGAGAAACCAACAUUUCGUUAUUCUGUCAUCAAUAGAGCCUAUUUAGUAUUGGUCGUGGGAAAGUUAAAAUUCUUCAAUAUGGUGACAAGCUACAUUAGCGACUAAUAUUGGCAGGCCGCUUAUGUAUGGUCGAAUUAAGUUUAAGUCGCUGCCUAAUCGAUCGAGGAAAAUUUCGUGGGCUUUGCUCCAGACGAGAUAGAAAAGAAGGCACUAAACGGAACUGAAAAUAAUACACUGUUACUGCUCAAGUAAGUCUCACAUUCGGAUCUUUUUUAGUGCCCGGCUUGCUUUAAGAACCUGUUUUCUAUAAGUUGUUCAUGAAUUUUCUGUCAACAGAACUAAGGAGUUUUGGCGCAGUCUUGAGAGAGAAAGAUCUUUCUAUUGUAGUUAGUUUGGAUCAAUUUAAUCAGUUAUCCAUUGCUCUUAAAAAACUGAGAGGCCAAAAUUAUUUUACCAUAGGGUAGCACGCUCUCCUGGAGUUUUCGUUUUGUUGUUAAUUUUCUCGCGGUCUUUUUUCCCGCCAAUUGUCUGUCACAAAACUAUCAACUAUGUGCAAAUGACUACAGGUGGCCGUAGUUUAUUGUGUCUUUUGUAGAACAAUUCUCUGGGGUAAUUUUUAGGAAACAAAGUUAAGUUAUAAUCCACAGAUUUAAGAUAAAGUGAGUUUAAGUCGGGUUUCUAUCAUGAAUUUCAUAUUUUUGAAUUUUAUACUUGUUUUCGAAACCGAAAACACGUUGUGUACGUAAGUUUAACGAAAGCGAAAAUAUUGUAACUUCGAGAUGUCGCCUUUCGGUACAUAAAUUUGCGAGACUACUGUAUCUACCAUUUUCCCACAGUUGGCGUGUUAGUUCGACUCAGUCAACCGUUAUAAAAAGGAGUCUACUUUCAAACAAACCCUCGGCAAACUUGCUUGAUUCUUUUGAAAUGUCAACGUCACUAAGAGAUUUACGUCAGUUUGAACAAGGAGAGUCAUUGAACCCUGACGUUUUUUUUUUUCAUAUUUGGUUCGACCGAUAUUUGCUGAGCACGUUGAUACUUUUAGACGCUUUUCGUUGUCGCUUUUAACGAGCUUUUCGCUAGCUUUAUUCAAUGUAUUUGAAAUGAGUCCUGUUUGUUUGUCUUCCUUUGUGGCCAUACGAAGCCAUUUGAAGUCGAAGGUCCGUAUGUAAUUCAACUGUCAGUGUCGUCAUCUCAGCCUAUUUCGUUUGAAAUAUUAACUUAUUUUCCAAUGGAGUCGUUAAUAAGAGGAUGCUCUUUUAAAUUAGGACGGCUGCGAAAGGUAUGCUCACAGUAAAUCUGUCAGUAGCAUUUUACACUGAUAGAGCGAAAGGAAUUAAGUGGGGUUUUUCAAAUUUCUAAGUGUACAUGUAAAGUUGUCAUGUUUUUACACAUUGAUUAUGCGGUCCGUGUUAAUGUGGUGAUGUGUAAAGAGGUUAAGCCAAUUUCCUGUUUUUCAAAGGAUAUCAAAAUAUUGAUUUUUCCCUAUUCCGAGACCGCCAUGGAGUUGUUAUUCAAAUUUUAUCCAUCAGGGUAGGAUGAUUUUUCUCGUGAAGAGGCGAAUGGUUUAGAUGGCUGCUUGAAAAUUAUGUUCUGGUUGGUCAUUCAAGUAAAACGAACCUUUCUGAGUAUUGUUUUAAUGAUUUCCAUUCCUCAACUACCUUCCUUUGAAAGGAUUUCUAUAGCGUUUAUUCUUGUGGUCAUAAGUGAAUCACACCAAUGGUAUUGUACUUGUAACAUGAAGACUGUAGUAUGAAUUAAUUUUCAUUUAUUUUCAGUAUUUUGCUUGCGUAGAAUAGCCUAAUUGUGCCAGUUUGCAAGGUUUCCCCUUAAUCAGUUUUUUUAAACCAGUUUGCAAGGGUUCUGCACAAUGUUUGAUUUAUUUUUUCUCUCCGCUUCCAACAGAAUUUAACGGGAUUUUAAGUUGACUGAAGGAGCACGAAUGGCUGAGAGGAACUUUUCUGAUAGCGACAAAGGGACUGUGUGACUGUGUUAACGAUUGAGGAAGAAGGUUCAAAUUUUAAGCGGAGUGACUGCAUUAAAAUCGAUCGUCCUCUACAGCUUGAGGAAAUACAAAGUGAAACAGUACAAGUAAAAAUACUCCUUCAAGACAAUAAGGAAAAUGACGAUGCAAAAACUGAUGAAAUUCAAAGAGCGGAACACGAAAGCUCUACUUCCGCGGAACAAGAAGAGUUAGGCAAUUCAGCGGGAGGUCGUUAUAACGAACAACCAUGUGGAGAGAGUGCAGCGGAAAUAGCUCCAAUGAUAGAAAAGGAUAGACUGAAUGAAAAUACAGAUCUAGAACUUACCGUAACAGUCGCCAUAGAAGAAAAAGAAAUUUUACUCGAAGGCGAAACCACCAUUGUGAAUAUGGCGGACCAAGCUGAAAGCGUUUGUAUCGAGAUGGAAAGUACAGCGGAUACAGAGGGAAAAGAUACUGAAAAAAGUUGUGAUAAGUCACCUUCGGACACAACAACUCUAUACUUCUCUGAAAGCGACAGCGCAGAGGUUGAAAGUGAUGUUUGUAGGAUAUGCCAUAGUAGCGACGAGACUGAAAUCUUAAUUAGCCCCUGUCUGUGUACUGGAUCUGUUAAGUUCGUACAUCAUUCGUGUUUAAUGAGCUGGCUACAGAGAGCCGUUAUGAGCAAAUGUGAACUGUGUUUGUACCCGUUAGCGGUCAAACGAAAGAGGAAGCCGUUUAGCAAGGUGAGUUUGCUAUUUAGGUCUCUCAUUGAAAUAUAGGAGUAUUUUUCGGGCCCUAGCGCGUUUAAUUUGCCCCGUUAGCCCUCUUUCAGAUCCCCAGCUGUGAAUGCUGUGGAUUCUAUGUCCAUGUAAAUGUGCACUCUUUGUCAAGUGUUUAUUGCACAAAACCCAUUUAGAUGGCUGAAAAUGGCUGUACACAGUUUUCGUUUUUUAAACUUGAUAGUUUGUAUUUAGAGCUAAUCAGCUGAAUCGCUUAAACAGAUCAAGCUAUCAGCUUCAUAAUUUUGAAUUUCCUCGGGUUUUUUCUCGGCAUCCGUAGCUUUGAGAGGAACAUACACAAUUCCUGCUAUUCCCCUGUCAGAUUUGCUUCCAUUUUCGAGAAAGUCUGUUUUAGCAAACGAAACAAAGAAAAAUUUGCGCGCUCAAAACUCCUAACGUUCAACCAGCGACACUCGAUAAGAAUUCAUUAAGAAACAUGGUAAACAAACAGUGUGGAACGACAGGUGGUCUAUUGUUUAAUCAUGAACAUCCCUCGUUUAUCUGUUGGGGUUUUCAAGGUCGUUGUUGUCUUAAAGUGCAGAAUAUUAGGAUACGUGCAGUUGGUUUUGCUAUGUUCAUGUUCCUUGCUAGAAUGUGGUCGGAUCUUCCCAGAACUACAUUUAGCAACCGCGUAAACAGCCUAUAUACCAAUACAGGGUAUGUUAGUAUAUACGCGAACAGAUGAUAGCGUUGAAGACACUCUGAUUGGCUAAUAAAACUCUUGCUUUCACUCCCUAUUCACCUCUUAGCAACUCGUGCGGGAUUUGCGCACGAAAGUAAUCGUUACAGGAAUAAAUUAGUUAAGAUCAUCUUUUUGUGCUAUAUUAUCUCUCGCUGUUUUCUCGUAUAGUUAAACAACCAUCCACCUCAGUGUACCUGGCGUAUGAUGACAGUUGUUAUAUGUGGGUGCUAACUGAGGGGAAAUUUAGAUCAAAUCCGGAAUUUUUUUGCCCAUGCGUGUGCCUUGCAAUUUCUGGCUAACGCGUCAUAUCUUUUUCCCUUUAUUAGUGGCGUCUCCCAGAAGACAAGCCUUUUCCCAUACUGUGGCUGUUAACGUUUGUCAUAGCAAUGACGCUGAACGUGGCCUCCAUAGCUAAAGACGGUAGCCAGAGGUGUGUGUCUAAUCCGUGUAUCAUUUUCUACGUGGUGGGUUCCGCUGGAGCGCUCCUGGGACUCGCUUUCUUCUACCGCUGGCUGCGCAAGACUGUGCGCUACGUCUCUAAAUGGAUUGCACUCAACCAAGAAUGGACGUUAGUGGGUCCACCAGACUUGAGGACUCAGAUGGGGCAAACAAAUCUUGCCUACUCCACAAAAUCGCUUUCAGAGACUGAGACAACUCAAGAACAGGUUGCGUAGUCAGUAGUGUUUCAAUGUUGGAAAGACAACACUAUGUACAGCCCUUCUUUUGCCUUGGGUACCUCGUGGUCUUCGACUUAAAACCGCUUCCACUAUACGUCGUAUCCCUGAAAUUACCUAUAAAACUUUGUUUAAAUGUGAUUGUUCAUUAUGCCCUCAAUGACUUUAAAGAUUGAUUUUUUCAGUCUGUUACUCGAAAGUAUGCCCGAAGGCAUAUUUUGAAAACAAAAAUGAAAGAGUAGAGGAGCAGGUUCUGGAAACCUAACCAGUCUGUUUUGUACCUUUAACUGACAGUGUUAGUGUAUAAUUUUCAAAAGUUUUGAAACUCUCAUCCCGAGUGAAAGCAGAACUGCUUCUCGGAGCGUUAAGUUACCAGGACCUUUGAAAAACGGGCCCCAAGCCACUGAGAAAGACCCGGAGAUUUCAAAGAACUCCUGAACCAAAAUAAAGUAAAUGUAGUUUAAAAUUUAUCGACACUCCAACUCUUUAAUUUAUUUUCAAACGUGAAGUUCUUCUGCUGAAUUUAUACAGUUCAUCCACUGACGUUAUAAAGCAAUUUUAAGAUAUUAAAUUAUACUUAAAUUAUUGAAAGAUCUAUGAAAAAUUCAAGCAUGAUACAAAAUGAAAAAUACGUUCACUAUAUAUUUUGAAAGAGUGAUAAUUUCAAGAGAAGUAUUACUGAAGUUUAUAAUUAUUGUUAAAGAAGCUAUAUUUCAAAUGUUUACGAUUACUGUACAUGUGUUUGGUUGAGUUUUGAAUAAAAUGGGAAAAGCGCAACGUUUUGACGAGACAUCAUAUGUUUAGUCCUUGACAUUCUAACAUAAAAAUGAAAGUUCUCCAUACUGUUCUGUGUACAUUUUCCAUGGUACUUCCAGGAGGAAUUUGUCUGACAAUCAAGAGCUUCUUGAAUUUACGACCAUUUUCUUUAUACUUACGACCUUGAUGUCUGAUUUUGAAAAGAACCAUAGGGAAAUUAAAUGCUUU